This is a messenger RNA of Chinchilla lanigera (long-tailed chinchilla), 5542 nucleotides long. RefSeq names its product protein inhibitor of activated STAT, 1 (gene Pias1). Gene Ontology annotation, biological process: regulation of transcription by RNA polymerase II; protein sumoylation. NCBI's taxonomy places the organism in Eukaryota, Metazoa, Chordata, Mammalia, Rodentia, Chinchillidae. Gene Ontology annotation, molecular function: SUMO ligase activity; transcription coregulator activity; zinc ion binding. The transcript is spliced from 14 exons. Bases 19 to 1950 code for a protein of 643 amino acids. The record is from RefSeq and is a predicted model, not a curated record.
CUAGGGGAGAGGGCCAGCAUGCAAAUGGUUAUGAGCCUUAGAGUUUCUGAACUCCAAGUAUUGUUGGGCUACGCUGGGAGAAACAAACACGGACGCAAACACGAACUUCUCACAAAGGCCCUGCAUUUACUCAAGGCUGGCUGUAGUCCUGCUGUACAAAUGAAAAUUAAAGAACUCUAUAGGCGGCGGUUCCCCCAGAAAAUCAUGACGCCUGCGGACUUGUCUAUCCCCAGUGUACAUUCAAGUCCUAUGCCAGCAACUUUGUCACCAUCCACCAUUCCACAGCUCACUUACGACGGUCACCCUGCCUCACCGUUACUCCCCGUUUCUCUCCUGGGACCUAAACACGAACUGGAACUCCCACAUCUUACAUCCGCUCUUCACCCAGUCCAUCCGGAUAUAAAACUUCAAAAACUACCGUUUUAUGACUUACUGGAUGAACUGAUAAAACCCACCAGUCUAGCAUCAGACAACAGUCAGCGGUUUCGAGAAACCUGUUUUGCGUUUGCCUUGACCCCGCAGCAAGUGCAGCAGAUCAGUAGCUCCAUGGAUAUUUCUGGGACCAAAUGCGACUUCACAGUGCAGGUCCAGUUAAGGUUUUGUUUAUCUGAAACCAGUUGUCCACAAGAGGAUCACUUCCCACCCAAUCUUUGCGUGAAAGUGAAUACAAAACCUUGCAGCCUUCCAGGUUACCUUCCACCUACUAAAAAUGGUGUGGAACCAAAGCGACCUAGCAGACCAAUUAAUAUCACCUCCCUUGUCCGACUGUCCACAACAGUACCAAACACCAUUGUUGUUUCUUGGACCGCAGAGAUUGGAAGAACCUAUUCCAUGGCAGUGUAUCUUGUAAAACAGUUGUCCUCAACAGUUCUUCUUCAGAGGUUACGAGCAAAGGGAAUAAGGAAUCCGGAUCAUUCUAGAGCGUUAAUUAAAGAGAAAUUGACUGCAGAUCCAGACAGUGAAAUAGCUACAACCAGCCUAAGGGUUUCUCUACUGUGUCCACUUGGUAAAAUGCGGCUGACCAUUCCAUGCCGGGCCCUUACGUGUUCUCAUCUGCAGUGUUUUGACGCGACUCUUUAUAUUCAGAUGAACGAGAAAAAGCCAACCUGGGUCUGUCCUGUCUGUGACAAGAAGGCUCCCUACGAACACCUUAUUAUUGAUGGCUUGUUCAUGGAGAUCCUAAAGUACUGCACAGACUGUGAUGAGAUACAGUUCAAGGAGGAUGGCUCUUGGGCACCGAUGCGAUCGAAAAAGGAAGUACAGGAAGUUUCUGCCUCUUACAAUGGAGUUGAUGGAUGCUUGAGUUCCACUUUGGAACAUCAGGUGGCUUCUCACAACCAGUCCUCCAAUAAAAACAAGAAAGUCGAGGUGAUUGACUUAACCAUAGAUAGCUCGUCUGAUGAAGAGGAGGAGGAGCCAUCUGCCAAGAGAACCUGUCCUUCCCUUUCUCCCACCUCUCCACUAAACAAUAAAGGCAUUUUAAGUCUUCCACACCAAGCAUCUCCAGUGUCCCGCACCCCGAGCCUUCCUGCUGUAGACACAAGCUACAUCAACACCUCCCUCAUCCAGGACUACAGGCACCCUUUCCAUAUGACACCAAUGCCUUACGACUUGCAAGGAUUAGAUUUCUUUCCUUUCUUGUCAGGAGACAAUCAGCAUUACAACACCUCCCUGCUCGCCGCAGCGGCCGCCGCGGUCUCGGAUGACCAGGACCUGCUGCACUCCUCGCGCUUUUUCCCGUACGCCUCCUCCCAGAUGUUCCUCGACCAGCUGAGUGCGGGCGGCAGCGCGUCCCUGCCCGCCACCAACGGCAGCAGCAGCGGCAGCAACAGCAGCCUCGUGUCUUCCAACAGCCUGCGGGAGAGCCACAGCCACACGGUGGCCAGCAGGAGCAGCACGGACGCCGCGUCCGUCUUCGGCAUCAUCCCGGACAUUAUCUCCCUGGACUGAGCCCCCGCCCGCCGAUCCCAAGGGGUUCACCUGGGCAGGAAGAAGAGAACUUUACGCUGUUCUACCUUAUUCUGUUUAGAAAAGUUCACAAGCUUGUUUUUUUUUCCUUUUUUUAGGGAAAAAAUUAAAAGAAAUGUACAGAGAACAAAACUAUAUUUUCAGUUUUACUUUUGUAUAUAAAUCUAAGACUGCCUGUCUGAUAAAACACUUGUUUAAAAAAAAAAAAAAAAGGAAAGAAAAGAAAAAAGCACCCACAACCACCUUCAGUUCAUUUUUCUGGAUUCUGAAGAUUUUUUUCAUCAUUUGUCCUAUGGUUUUGGUUUUAUUUUACUUCAAUGGCAUUAUUUUAUUUGCAAUAACAGCAAAGGAAUUGCAUGUAUGAAGUUUUAAAUUGUGGGCUUUGUUGUGGGGAGGGGGGAGGGAGAUAGUUUGAUUUCCAUUUUUUAAAAAUGACAGACUUACAUUUUAUUUGUGUGUGUGUGUGUGUGUGCGCGCGCAUAUUUUUUCCAGCCUUAAGUUAUAAAUCUCAUGAGUCCCACUGCAUUCCCUGUGUAUUUUCAGGACGUAGCUCAUGGGUGUGUGUGUUCAGUGUGUGCAUCUGUAUGUAUUUUUCUGUCCUUACCGUUCUUCUCCUGAGUUCGCAUUCAGUUCAUAUAUAAGUUAGUUGCCUGCGUAUUUUAAAGUGCUUUGAAGUUCUUGACCCUACAUGUGAGUCUAACAACUACCCUGGUUGCAUGUCUCCAUCACAUAUUCUCUCUGACUUGCUCUAUACCCCCGGAGAAUCUAUUUUCGAGAUAUUGGAAUAAAGCUGUCUUGGAAUAAAGAGUAGGCCUAGCAGACCUGUGAGUAAUACACUUUAGCCUAGUUCUUGAUUCCUAAGCCUGGAUUGCCAGUAUUGUAUAUUUUAAACCCAGUCUGUGAGUACCUUUUUUGGCCACAGGGUAACAAGUUAUCUUGUAAAAUCUUCAUACCAAAGUAGGAAGCAAAAAUAGCUUAGAAAGCCCUUUUGGGUAUCUUGUGCAGCUGACAGAGGAAGGCUUAUGUCACCUCCAAAGGUAAGGUGAGUCAGUUACCCUAAAAUCCAAAUUCUAUUUGGAAAUACAGUGCAUCACACAUGCAGCUCUAUAGACCCUACUGUUUGAGAAUCAGUUGGAGUUUAAAAGAAGUUUAAACAUCAGCCAUUUUUAUUCUCUGGUUCUGAAUGUUAUUAAUUUCUUAGCCUAUCUACCUUGUUUAUUUUUUCUUUACCUUUUAAUAACAAGCAUGACAUAGGAAAUUAAUUUUUAAGAAUUCAUGGAUCAGUCUGAUCUCUCAAUAGUGAAACAUGUAAAUAUAUUGAAAACUUUUUCAGGAAAUAAAGGGCCGAAGGGAAGGAAAGGCGGUUCUACUUGGUGUCCCAGAAGUAGCCGAUGCUGUAUUCUCAGUUGUGAGCUAUAUUUCAGUUGAGAGCGUAGGUUUAAGGAAAGGUAAAGAAGGGGCAAAGUGAAUGCCGGUUUUCCAGACUGGAUUUUUCUCUGUCAAAGCUGUUAACAUUCUCAGAAUUGAUGAAGGACCACCUUUGUGUAUAAACUUGUCAUUGUAAACUUUGGCUUGUUAACAAAAUGACCGACUUUAAUCCAGGUAGAAUUUAAAAUGGCUAUAUCUUCAGCUGUAUGAUAAAAUUAAUGGUUCACAUGACCAUGUGGCAUCUAAAAAUAAUACCUUUUUACAGCAGUCUCUGUUACUAAAUUGUUGACUUGAAUUUUGAAAAAAAAAAAAAGUUGGUGUUGAUAUGUAUAUGUGUGUGUGUAUAUAUGUAUUUAUAAACAGCGUGUGUGGUAACAAGUGAGUUACAUAGUCUUCCUGUGCAUGUGUAUUCCACACAUAAAUGCCUGAGUUAUAGUCACAAAACAAUUUGCAAUAAAAAAUUAACAGGUUCAUUGUCAGUUAAAACAGGAAAUAAUUUUUUAAGUGAAGCUGGUGGUGUGAGCACAUACUUUAAAAACUUUUAUUGCCAUACUAACUUAGGCCAGUUUCAAACAGUAUCAUGAUUUGUGUCUAAAUUUGGACUGGGGUAGAAAUUACUAAAGUUGUGGGGUGUUUUUUUUGUUUGUGUGGUUUUUUUUUCUGAUUUUUACAUUGUAAUGGAAACUUCAACUACCUAAGAUAAAGUGAUAGUUGCCCUUUUUUUUUUUUGGUUUUGUUUCCUGUCAUGGUUAGUGGUCUGAAAAUUCUGAUCAAUAACUUUGUGUGUGACACUGAAUUACCAUUUGAAUGAUCCAGUAGAAAACCUGUACCUUUAUUUCCUGCAGCUCAGCUCCAGGGUGGGGCGGGUCAGUCUGCCUCCCUGUCCUGCAUUAUUCCUGCCUAAGGGAAGGUUCAGUAGGAGGGAGAAAUCAGUGUCUGUCUAGUGGCCGUGGUCACGACCCACGGAGACCUAACUAUUCACUCGUCCUUUGAUUUUAGCUCAUUCCACUCCAUGAGGAGUUUGUCCCUUCAGUUGUUGAGUUCCUGAAGUGUAUGGAUUAGUAGUCGUCCCUCUGUUGGUAUCAUGGCCCGUAAGUCACUCAGACUUUCAUUCUGUUGUAAUUAUCAGUAGAGUCACUCACUGCAUCUUUAUCUCCUAAGUUUUAAAAAAAUUGUGUAGUCACUUGCUCUGUUUUUCUCCCCAGCCCAGGCCCACAUUGCUGAGCUCUCUGUGGACAAAGAGCGAUUCUCGGACUCUAGGCAAGUCGCCAGCAGCCCCGUGGCCUCGGUCUUUCAUAACGGUGUGCAUAUGUUUGUGUUUCUGUACAGUACUGCUGUGCGUGUGCGUGUGUGUGUGUGUGUAUGCACACAGAAGUCAGCUGACUGGCAGGGUUGAAGUGGCUUUUGAUUCCUACGUGGGCAUUAUUGGACACAUCUUUUUAAAAAAUACAGUCUGCAACUUAACCAUGCCACACUUGUUUGACUAGUUUAUUUUGAGCAUUAAAAUUUUCUAUUUAGACUGUCACAAUUCUACAUCGUUACUGACUCAAGGAAGAUUCACUUAAGUUUCUGAAAAAUUUUUUAGUAGUUUCUUUGAGAAAAGUUUGUGAAGUGGAAAAUACAUCCCAAUUGUAAAUUAAUGUGGAAUAAACAUUGUUUUGAAACAGUUUCAGUUUUAAAUACAUAAACUUACAGGAUCUUCAAGACUUCUGAAAGCACAUUUGAAUUUAUUUUAGUAAUAAUUUAGUUUUAUCAAUACAUUUUGUUUUUUUUUUUUGUUUAAUGAAACACAAAGCUUAGAUUUCAGAAGGAAGGAAGGAGAAUAGCUGGUGGUCCCAGAGUGUGCUGCUGUUGUUUAAUUAACAAGGGGGAAAAUGUAUAUAAAUAGAUAUAAAACUUACCAUAAAUUCCAUGAACUUAAAUCUGUGAUUCAUUGCCUUAAAACUUUUUCUCUUAGAAUUUCCAUACCGCAUGCCAAACCAGUAAAAUGGCUUUUAAAAAUGUAUAGUAGACCAAUGUCAGUUUGUAUAAAAGUUACCAAGUGAAAAUAUUUAUUACAUGCAUUGGAAAAAAAUUGUUUACUUAUUGAAUGUUACCUGUUUAUGUAGAGCUCUUUAGAUGUAAUAAAAGAAAAGCCUUCAGUUAA